ACUAUAUGUAGUUAUCUCACAUUAUCCCUGAAGUUCAAUUGUCUUACUCUCCUUGAACCAUUUACAAGCAUGGUGACACCAAAAAAGAGCCUCUCAACAUCUUUAAAUGCAAGAACCAUAGGCUCAGGACCCGAAACAAUAGUUUUAUGUCAUGGUUUUGGAACAGACCAGUCUACAUGGAAUAAAAUUGUUCCUCUUUUAGCUGAAAAUUACAGUCUAGUUCUGUUUGAUUGGCCAUUUUCUGGAGCUAUUACAGAUAAAAGCCUUUAUAAUCAUGCAAAAUAUAAUUCCUAUGAACCUUAUGCUGAUGAGUUAAUCACUCUUAUGGAUGAGUUGGACCUCAAAUGUAUCACUUUUGUUGGACACUCUAUGGCUGCUAUGAUAGGUUGCAUUGCCUCCAUUAAAAAGCCUGAGCUUUUUAAGAGGAUUGUUCUUCUUUGUGCAUCCCCAAGGUAUAUAAAUACAGAUGACUAUGAAGGAGGCUUUGAGAGAUCAGAUAUUGAGAACUUAAUAUCAACCAUAGAGUCUCAAUACGAAAGCUGGGUUUCAGCAUACGGUCCUAUUGCAGUGGAUCCAAAUGAUGCUGACUCUGUUGACAAAUUUCAAAAAUGCUUGAAAAGAAUGGGUGGUGAAGUUGCAAUUACCUUAGCCAAAACUGUGUUUUUCAGUGACUAUAGAGAUAUGGUUGAAAAGGUAGUGAUCCCUUGCACAAUCAUUCAGUCAAGUAAUGAUGUGGCAGUUCCAAUAAGCAUAGGGCAUUACUUGGAUGAAAACAUUAAAGGAGUGUCUACUUUGGAGUUUAUAGACAUGACUGGCCAUUGCCCUCAGUUAACUGCACACCUGAGGUUGGUUGAGGUGCUGAAGGGUAUUGUGGGUUAGCCUUGAUUAGUGUUUCAGGGACACUGGUUAGCAUUUUUUUUUGUUUAAAUAAGUCGGGCUUGUCAUCUAGAUUUAUCUUCCCUUUUGUCAAGAGCUCAAUUCUCAAGUAUGUGUGAUUGGACAAAACUAAAAUAGUUUGUAAUAAAUCUAUCUCUAUAUAUGGAAAUGUAUUUGAUGGUAUUAUGUUAUAGUCUGUGAAAAAUCAAUUGUAAAGUG
Messenger RNA from Medicago truncatula (barrel medic), 1095 nucleotides. RefSeq names its product probable strigolactone esterase DAD2. The record is from RefSeq and is a predicted model, not a curated record. Lineage: Eukaryota; Viridiplantae; Streptophyta; Magnoliopsida; Fabales; Fabaceae. The transcript has 2 exons. The coding region runs from base 70 to 879 and encodes 269 amino acids.